AUGGGUUCUUUACUCCAAGCUACCUACUGUGAUAUGCCUCGGACAAAGAUAAUCACCGGUGAUCAGCCUCGGUUGAACGACCAAGAGACAACCACACUGCAGUCCCAUGUUGAGGACUGGGAGAAGGCAAGUGGAACUGAGCAACGACAGAUUUUCAAAGCGGCCGCCAGAGAGGCAAAACUUUUUGCUCCAAAGAUGGACAAAGAGUUCUUGAAGCAACGAAAAGAGAGAUACAGGCAGUGGUUCUACAAUCACAAGAAACCCAAGGUUAAUGCCAAAGUGCCGAUGAAGCUGCAAAAGAAAUGGACAGCCCGCCGAGUCAUCGAAGAGGAGCGGAAGGCCGACAUUCUUCAGCAAAUACAUGAAGAAAUCGAGGAGGAGACUGGGCAGAAGCCUGAGCAGAAAGAAGUCCUCAGAAGAUAUCAACCUACCAUGACGGCAAUCAUGAAAGGGCUCAAUGAUGAUGAGUUGGAGGAAGCCCGGGCAAAGGCCGACCAGUGGACAAAUCAAGCGCCUGACCCUGUAGUCCAGGCCAAGACAGCUAAGAAGAAGGGCGAAAAAAUGAUCAAGCACUUCGCCAAAGAGAUGUUUACUCAGGCCGGUAUGAGACUCUUUGUAUUGGGAUCCUGGAAAGACGAGAAGGGCGCCCUGCUUACAUCUGGGCAAGUUGAUAUGCUCGGUCGGUUUGACUUCAAUGAACACCUCGGAAGAGGAUCCAGCUUCAUGAAAUGCAAGGACUGGCAGGUCAUCUUACCGGCAUGGGAAGAUUUUAUUGGUGAUGAAUUCGACCAGGAUCAAGACCAGGACGGCACACUGUUGGGAGGCACUCGCCGAGUCCCCAAGCCUCAUUACGAGUUCGACCUGGACCGUAUGGAUUUGCCGAUAUUGCCUGAUAUUAAGGGUGUCUCGCUUGAAGUCAAGAAGGCAAUGAUUCGGUCAUUCCUCACCAUUUAUUACAGAAUAUGUUGCGGAAAACGGAAGGUCCCAGUGCCAUGGAGUGACAUAAUGAAGGGGCAGUCACGGUUCAUCUCCAGCACAUACCUGCCAAAUGAUAUCAAGAUCACAGACCCAUCCAAAAUGCAAUGGAAUGAAGCCAAUGCCUUGUUGGAAUGUUGGUUGGACCGACAAGACCACCAGGUUGGACUAACAUUAAAGUUCAAAGCGUGGAUUGACGACAAGGGCAAGAUGCAUUCACCGGUCGGUGAAGGGUCUGAUGGGUCUGAUGGUGAUGCUGAUGAUGAGGGCUUAUGGCCCAGGCCAACUGCAAAGUCAUCGGCCGCUGCUGCACUCUCAUUGGCCAGACUUCCAAAAAGGCCGCCGAGGUUCAUCAAACAGGCUCAUAUCGGUUCUGCUGAUGAAGACUCUAACAACACCGAUGCCUCCGACCGUGUGGAGAAAGAUGCAAUUACCGCACACAGUGACCAGGUGGGGCGCGAGUCAGAGUCAGAUGACCGACCGCGACCGAAGAGCUUGCGUAAGAGAGCUACAAUUGAGCCUGCCAUCAUCUCACUGCCAACAGACUUCGCACAAAUGGGCCGACCAGUGGUAGAGUUGGUCAGGAAAGUUACUCAUAACAGACAAGCCACUACUGCAGGCAGGACCGGCAUGCCCAUCGAACAGGUGACCGAGGGAUCAGCCGAUGAAAGUGGUGGCAACACUGCACCCAAAGCCGGCUAUGACGCAAGUGGUGCUCAUCAUCGUGGCCAGCACAUUCGUAGCUUCGGCCCACAUUCAACUCGUCGGGGUAUGGAACAUCUUCUGGCAACACCAGCGGCAAAUGACCGGCCGACCAAGAAGACCAAGGCAACUAGGAAUAUAUCGCCCGCGGUAAAUGACGGGUUGCCGAAAAAAUCAUUUGCCGCCAGAGACAGGUCACCGGCGGUGAAUGACCGGUUGCCCUCGCCCGCAGUAAAUGACCGGUUGCCGAAGAAAUCACUUGCCGCCAGAGACAGGUCACCGGCGGUGAAUGACCGGUCGCCCAAAAAGACCAAGGCUACCAGAUCGGCGGCUCGCUCGCUAUCUGAUGCACCAGCCAGGAGCACAAGGAGUAAGAUUGACAACGGGCUUGGCGCCCGAAUUCGACAAAAGCCCAAGAGAUAUGCCGACUAUGUGUAG
Suillus plorans is the source of this 2115-nucleotide messenger RNA. RefSeq lists its product as uncharacterized. NCBI's taxonomy places the organism in Eukaryota, Fungi, Basidiomycota, Agaricomycetes, Boletales, Suillaceae. The transcript is spliced from 6 exons. The record is from RefSeq and is a predicted model, not a curated record. The coding region runs from base 1 to 2115 and encodes 704 amino acids.